This is a messenger RNA of Clunio marinus, 3074 nucleotides long. The record is from the annotation of a GenBank genome assembly. Lineage: Eukaryota; Metazoa; Arthropoda; Insecta; Diptera; Chironomidae.
GUUUAAUUAUUAAGGGUUAAAAGUCGGUAUUUAAAAUUCUUGAAAAUCCUUGAUAACAUUUAAAAAUGAGGAGAAAUUUAAAAUAAUUAAUUAAAAAAUAUUCAUACGUGGUCUUUUUUUAUUAUCAAACAGUAGAAUAACAGAUGUUUGUAACGAAUAGUAGUCAAUCGUCAUCAGUUGACUCCAGUUUAGAUCAAUUAAUUGAUAAUAAUAACGAUGAUGAGGAGCAAUUAGUAAAUUUAAAUAGCUCAGAUAGUUCCAAUUCUAAUAAUCAAAAUAAUCGUUUGAAUAUGUUAAUAAGUUACGGAAAAGAACUGUUAUGUAUUCUUGCAUUCAUUCUAACAACAUUCGCCAGUGUCCAAAAUAAUUCGCCUAAGAUAAGUCGAGCAGUAGCACCAGUUCCAUUUUUUUCAAAAGGUUCGUUCGUCGAAGAUUAUUACACAGGACAACUUAGUGCAACACAAACCAAAGUAUCGUUAUCAGAACUUUCAUUUGUGCUCUAUUAUGCACCUUGGUGCUCAGAAAGUCAACAUUCAAGACAAAGUUACGAGCAUGUCGCCAAAUUAUUCUACCAGGAGGCUUAUUUCACAGCGAUAAAUUGUUGGCAACCUGGCAGUGAAUGUCGAAAUCAGUAUACGAAAAUCCAUUCGUGGCCAAUUCUCAUGGCUUAUCAGCGAAAUGGCUUUGGAGUUCAAUACCAAAAAAACCUUUGGACUGAAGGGGCAUUGACGAAAUUCAUCACAUCACUUCUCAAUCCAGUUCAAAGACUCACAACACCAGAUGAGCUUCUUGAACUUAUGGCAACUAAAGAUGCGGUUGUUGUUGCGUUUCUUAACUUACAAGAUCAUCCAAGAAAUUACAAAAGUUUUCAUAGAGCAGCUUAUAAAUUCCUCGAAAAAGAUGCUUUCAAUGAAAUUGGAUAUGCUGUGGUUACGGGAGAAUCUUCGUAUAAUUUUGGAGUGGAGGAACUUCCUUCUAUUAGAGCAUAUAUGUGGAAUGAAACACUUGAAUACAAUGGAAACAAUUCAUGGACGAGUAAGGAAAUAAAUAAAUGGGUUUUCGAACAUAUUCAACAAGUUUCAUUCCAAUUAUCGCCACCUGGUACGAAAUCUUCAUCUCUUUCACCUUACUUGAGGCAAGGUCCGUUAUUGAUUCUUUUCACACCAAGAAACUUCUAUACGGAAAUGUCCGAUCCAUAUGUGAUGUUACAACAAAUUGGAAUGGAAUAUUAUAAUUGUGAUGAGGACAAUUGGAUAAACGAAAUGACUCGUGAUUACCUUUUUGAAAGAAGGAAAGAAAAUCGAGACAAUUAUAAGAAGUUGAUUGAAGGAUGUCAAAGAUUUUCUCAUCAUAACUUCCAUCCUGAAGAAAAUAACAAAAAAUGUGAUGCUUCGAUUUCUGUUUCACUUGCCAAUGUGUUAAAUUCAUCGAAGAAUUUUGAAGCGAGAUUUAAGAACGUUCCAAACUUUUGUGAGAUUAAUAAGCUUAUGAAAGAUAAAAGUUGUGGUUGUGUAAAAGAAUUUCAUUGUGAAAAGCAGUCACUGAAAUAUUCGUUGAAAGAUGUUCACAUCACUGGUGAUGAUAAAGUAAAAAAGACAUUUGAAACUUCAAUGUUGAGUCAUGAUGGCGAUGAUCGAUCGCCAGAUUCCAUCAUUCAAUAUAACUUCAGACGAAAAUGUGAAAUUCUUCGUUUGGCUAAAAGGAAAAGUGAUAUUUUAUUUAUUGAUGAUGUUGAUCCAGCUCCACUUGAAUUAGUUUCCGGUCUUGCAUGCAAAUACAACAAGACAUUUACCUUAAUUUCAAUGGACAGUUUGAGUUUUCACACAUUUGCCGAACGUAUUGGAAUUGAUAUUCUUGAAAUAGAAAAUAAAACUGCAGCAAUUAUUAUGGAUCAUGAGAAUGAAUCGACUUUCAUGCUAGAUGAACCAGUGAAUCUUAAUUCUCUUUCAAGAUUCAUUUAUACAUAUCACCGUGGUGGAUUGAAGAGAUUCCUGAGGACAAACAGCGUUCAAUACAAGCACACACAUUUCUUUGACAUUAACGAGUUUCUCAAUGUGAAAAAGAAGGAACAAAUGGAAGAUCGAGACAUUGUUGGAAAGAAGAAAUGUGAAAUGGAUGUUGGAAAGCGAAAAGUUCAUCACGCUGUGAUAAGAGAAAUCAAUUCUGAAGAUUUCGAAGAAGCCGUUUCAAGAUCUAAUCACACUUCUGUUGUGUUAUUUUACUCUGCCAACUGUGCUUUCUGCUCAAUGAUGAGUCACAGUUUGCUCACAGUUUCGAGAAUCAUCGAAGAGAUUCCAAAUAUAGAUUUUCUUCGAAUUGAUGGUGAUAAAAAUGAUUUGGCAUGGCACUUUACAAUGUCAGAAUAUCCAACAUUGAUAAUCUUCCCAGCUGGCGACAAAUCUGAAAGUCGAAGGUUUCCAGUAAGAAUGUCAAUAAACACGUCAAAUGUUUUAGGAUUUUUGUUGGCGAAUUUGAAUCGAUCACAACGUUUGUUGGGACUUGUUAUGGCUUGCAAUUAUAAGCGUCAUAAUUCAACGUACGAUUGCAUAACGACAAUACAAGAAGAAAUCACUGACUCAAUCUCAUUUUGUUUACGAGAAUGGCGGAAAAACCCAUUGAAACGAACAGCAAUUCUUAGGAUUAUUAAACAACUUAAAGAAAUUUAUUUGAAUUUGUUUUUAAUCAGAAGUUCGUGUGACUUUCUUAAAAUUGAAGUCGAAGUUAAGAGUUUAAUGGAGAAAUGGAAAAAGAUCAUGUAAAGUUUUCUAAUGUAAGCAAACGAUGAUAUUCUCCUUCGUUAGUUGAUAUUUUAAGGGAUGUUCAUCCCAUAAAUUGUUGAAAUUUUAUUUAAAAUAAGAAAGAAAGAUUAACAAAACCUUCAUUUAACAUCAAUUAUCUAAAUAUUUAGCAUUCUUGUAAAUAUGUACAUUCAUUUAAAGGAAUAAAUCAAAAAUCAGACUGAAAGAACGAACGUCAUGUUUUAUUUAUAAACGAAACUCUCAACUUUAAGCAGCCAUGAAUAAAUAAAUUUGUAAUGAUUAAAGCAAGCGAAAAAGAAAAGUUUUGUUAAGCAU